UUGCUGGACGACAAGAUGAUCGACUACUUUGACAGCGAGCAUCAGGCAACAGUUCCCAGACAGGAGUGGAUGAGAGAGCGUUUACCUGCUGAUUACUGGGAAAGAGGCACACAGUCCCGCAAGAGCAAGCAGCAGUGGUUCAAGGUCAACAUCGGCAUCCUGAUGGAGCGAAUGAGGCAGAAUGACUCAGCCAACCUCCACGUUCUUCAGAGGAUGGUGGGCUGUGAGGGUGAAACUCAGCCUGACGGCACGCUCAGGUUUGUCCGAGGCGUGCACAUGUACAGCUACGAUGGAGACGACUUCCUGUCCUUUGAUGAUAGAAGCGGAGUCUGGGUCGCUCCGACUCCCGAGGCACAACCCACCAAGAGGAAGUGGGACGGCGUCCAGGUGCUGAAAGAGUACACCAAGGGAUACCUGGAGAACGAGUGCAUCGAUUGGCUGAGCAAGUUUGUGUAUUAUGGACAGAAGCAGCUCAAAAGGAAAUGACGCAGACGUGGAGCCGACAACAACCAAG
Molecule: messenger RNA, 514 nt
Organism: Neolamprologus brichardi
Lineage: Eukaryota; Metazoa; Chordata; Actinopteri; Cichliformes; Cichlidae
Product: major histocompatibility complex class I-related protein 1-like
Biological process (GO): immune response
Cellular component (GO): external side of plasma membrane
Source: RefSeq, a predicted model, not a curated record